Molecule: messenger RNA, 3624 nt
Organism: Wasmannia auropunctata (little fire ant)
Lineage: Eukaryota; Metazoa; Arthropoda; Insecta; Hymenoptera; Formicidae
Product: oxidative stress-induced growth inhibitor 2-like
Exons: 8
Coding region: 983-2659 (558 amino acids)
Source: RefSeq, a predicted model, not a curated record
GUUGCGAUGCGACGCGCCGCGCAUAGGCGACACUCGCGGGUUACGUUCAGGUUGCAUCUCACGAUCAGCGGCGCGUGCAUCACCGGGACCGGGGGGUGCAGAGAGUGAGAGCGUUUUGGAUCCGCGGCGAGAGCUCCGGUUCGGAGGAAAAUCGAUGGCCGGGGACGAGGUGUGUCGGCAACGACGACGGUGAAUUUACGACGGACGGGCGGACGAACCGGGAACGUGUCCUCGCCGGGUCGCGACGAACCGCGUGGAGCUCGAGAGGGAUCUUCGAUCUCGCGACGCCCUCGCGAAUCCGCCGCCGAUCGUGCACGGGAACAGCGCGCACCUUUGCCUCGCACCCGGGCGACGUUGCAUCCUCUCGGCCUCGCGCGCGUCGACCGUCCCUCUCAUCAUGGUACCCGAGAACGUCAGCGUGCAACAUCGGCGAUCCACUGGCAAUCGCAACGUCCGCGGCACCAGCGUCCAACGGAACCUACACGCGAUGUAUCGGGUCAGAGUCUGCAAUCCGGAUUAAGGACGGAGGACGAUGACGACGUGCUGGACGGGCCAGGAAAGUCGUAGCGCAAACGCAGUCUUGUUGCACCAUGACGAGCGCACCGCGGGGACUGAUAUCACACGGCUGAAGCCGCCUUGUGAAAUCGCCAUUAAUCGCACGGCCUUCGGACGCGAUACGAAGCUUCCGCGGGAAAAACGAUCGCGCGUGGCGUGCACGCUCCAGUACGACGCCGACCGUCGCCGGGUGAGGAGCAACUGUUGUCACUCAGCCGUGCCCCCGGCGUAACCGGUCGACCGACCUAAGCUCACGUUUUCCCGGUAAUCGGCCCCCACGUCGUGCAAGCGGUAAAAUCAGAGAGGACAGAGGAGAUCAGAUCGACGCCCUUCUUGGAGGAAACAGGUGCGCGCCAUACGAUAUAAUAACUCGAACAGGCUUGACAGGAAAAUUGCGCGGAGAUCGGACAUACAAAAAAAAAGAAAAAUGCAGAACGUAUUUGAGGUCGACGAUAACGAUGUCAUUUAUAAGGAUGUUGUCAUCAUAGGAAACGGACCCAGCGGAAUAUGUCUGUCGUACAUGCUCGCCGGAAACUGGCCUUACUACACCGGCGAACCUCAUCCCGGCGAUGAUAUGCUGACAGCGCGAUUGCGGUUCUGCACGACCGGCAACGAGGAGUGCGGCGACACGUCGGACGACGCCAACACCGACGUGACCACCAACAAUCGUCGUCAGUGCUCCAAGUCCGGCGUCGGCAGGACGCAGGGAGGCGGGCUGGCCCGCAGCACGCGGUGCAAACUCGAAUGCCUGUCGUCCGGCAUCGAGGGCAGGGGCGGCGGCCGGCCGCUGGCUCUUCUCAUGGACCAGCUGCAGCAUCCGUGCGUCGACGCCGGUCUCGAUGUGGCCUCACUUCUCAAGUGGAGCUCCGUCGACGAGCGUCCCGAGCACAGGAUCGUGGACCACGUCGUCCUUGGCAAGGGCCAACCCGGCGGUGCCUGGCAGUCUAUGGACCCCAAUGUACUAACUAUCAGUCUGAGCCGAUGGAUGUCACUUCCCGACUUGGAUCUGAGGCAUUGGGAGGAACUCGUCGAGGUCGAACAGUUACAGAAGUCGGUUUUAGCCGCGGAGAGCAACGUGUAUGCGCGGCUGGAAAAGGCCGUUUGUAAGGCGUCUAGUCGAGUUUCCGUAGGCACCGUCGCCGCUUAUUACAAGGACUACAUACGCAGGAAAGGCUUGAAACAAUACUUCCGAUGCGGGACCACAGUUACUUCAGUAAGACCGAACUCGGAUUCGCCCGAGAGCAAGGGAGGAUACAAUUGGAUUGUAGACGGGUAUGAAAAUAAAAAUGGAAAGCGAUUUCGGUAUCGGUGCAAAAGGGCGGUUCUCGCGACCGGCACGACCGAUUUAUCGAAUCAUCUGGAUAUUGCAGGAGAGAACACGAAUCCCACAUGGGUGACGCACGAUCUCAAUGAUCUGGAAACUCGAUUAGGACGUUUGGUCAGCGAGCAUGGCAAAGAUUCGACGGACGAGCAGAUCCCACCCGUGUUGGUAGUCGGAGCUGGUCUGAGCGCGGCCGACGCGAUUAUGGCCGCGCGCUUCCGAGGCAUACCCGUGCUGCACGCAUUCCGCAAUUCGCUGAACGAGUUGGGCAAGCAAACCGCCGAGAGGAUAACUACUAGCUACGAUCGAUUGCAAUGGCUGCCGGAUUCCAUAUAUCCGGAGUACCAUAAAGUAUACGAGAUGAUGGCUGACGGAGGUACAAAUUAUCCUCUGUACAAGUCAUUGCCGGGAUACACGCUCGUCAGUCUCUGUGAGAAUCGCGAGAAUGGAAGCACGAGCGCGAGGAGCAGGACAGCCACCCUCUCCGCUCCGGACGGUCAGCUGCACACGUUUGAAGUAUCCAUCGCGGCUAUUCUCAUCGGAUACAAACCAGAUCUGUCGUACUUAGAAGGCGGCGGCGCGGGAUUGGGCAAAUCCGCGGACAAGCCGAUCGAUAGCAAAUCGAAUCCCAUUGAAAUCGACGAUUUCACGUAUGAGGUGAUCAACGCGCCGAUGAAGGGACUCUAUGCAUUAGGACCUCUAGUCGGUAACAACUUCGUUCGCUUCGUUCUGGGCGGUGCGCUUGGAAUUCUGGCGCACAUUCUCUGCACCACAAACACCUGAGAGAUCUGACAGCCACUCGUGCGACUCGAUCGUAUUUUAGCAAAAUUUAUUUUAUAUAUACAUAGACACAUCGACAAAAUGGCAAAUCGUGUGACUUCUGCUCAAUUCGUGUGAGUGUUGAAUGAACUACAUCGCUUAGUUCUUAACAUUUAUAUAUCCGCGCGCGAUCGCUCGGCAAAUCCGUUUGUACAUACUAUUAAAAUUAUUUUUGUAUUCUUUCCAUACUACCCUUCGCGAGGAAACGACCGACUUUUUAAAUGUACAUAACUAUUCCGUCGAGAUAUCUCCUAGGGUGAGAGGUAAAGGGCGAAGAGAUCGUUUACAACGUUUACUCAGCGAGUAGUGACUUAUAACGUGCGGAAAAAAGAUGACAGUUCAAAUGUCUUACUUUAGACCUAUUUUAUAGAUCUGUUCGCGCUUCUUGAUCCAUUCCAUUUGAUAAGGAAAUUGUGUAAGGGGGAUGGUGAUGUUAAUGACUUGCAUCUAAAUUCGACAAUUUCGUCGAAUUUAGAUGCAACAAAGUUGUUGACAUGUUUGUUCAUGACUAUACAUUACAGAUCUCUCCACAAAUACAUCCUCAUUAUAUUCUACACCUCGUAGAGUGUACAGUUAAUAACAUAACUGUUGGAGUCUGUAUUGUAAAACGAGUUUCGCAAAGAAAAACGAGUAAUACAACGAAACUCUUGAUAUAAAUACUGAUAGUGUGUACGUACUUAGGAUUAAUCUGUGUUUGCCUUUUAAUGAUUAAAUAUAAGUUGAAUGCUUUUUUUUAUGCACAUUUAUCUACACACGGUUUAUACAUAGAAGCUUUUAUGAUUUUUAUUUUUAUGAGAUUAGGUUAGGUUAUAUUUAAUGUAUUCUUAGAACGGCCGGACAAUUGUGCUUAUUCAGACGCACAAGCAUUUUUACAUCGCAUAUUUUUAUCUCCUGGCAAUUUGCAAAUGAAAACACAUUUUACAAAGUGA